AUGGCGUUUUCGCUCGUCGGUCAUACAGGUAAUAAAUUAAAAUUAGGAGUAAAAAACAAAGAGUCGUACACAACAUUAAUAUCUGCUGAUAAAUGGCCAUUACAAAUCAAUAAUAUGAAUAUUACCGUCAUUAAACCGAAAUUUAUUCCUGAUUCAUUUGCUCUUGUUGUACGUUACGUGCCUCUUCAAUACAACGACAAAUAUGUCAAAGACGAAAUUGAACGAAAUCUUCAAUCGUCCGAAAAUGUCAGAUGUAUUCAGUAUCGCUUCCAAAGAAGAACAAAUGAUUUUCGUUUUAUUGUUAAAAAUCUACAUGAAUAUAGUUCAUUUUUAAAAUUAGGUCGAAUAUCGAUUGGAAAUACACUCUGCACAAUUACACCAUUCUUGGCAGGUAAUAGAAUGACAUUAUCUAGUGUAUGUGAAAAAGUGGCCGAAUAUCGAUCUGAAUUAAAAGAACAAGUUAAUAAUGCAAUAUUAUCAGACAAACUACAACGAUUAGUACCUCAAGAUCAUCCGCAGCCGAUACAAUUCGAGAUGAAAUAA
This is a messenger RNA of Rotaria sordida, 543 nucleotides long. The record is from the annotation of a GenBank genome assembly. Lineage: Eukaryota; Metazoa; Rotifera; Eurotatoria; Philodinida; Philodinidae.